Messenger RNA from Eupeodes corollae, 859 nucleotides. RefSeq names its product protein D3-like. Lineage: Eukaryota; Metazoa; Arthropoda; Insecta; Diptera; Syrphidae. The record is from RefSeq and is a predicted model, not a curated record. The transcript is spliced from 3 exons. Bases 156 to 785 code for a protein of 209 amino acids.
AAAAAAACAAAAUUUUUUAUCAAAUUCAACUACAAACUUUCAUAUUAAUGUUUUUUGUUUUGUAUAGAAGCACAAGUGUUUCACGGCGCAACGCGGCACCGUGUAGUAUCUGAAAUUGAAGCGGAUCAGAGAAGGCAGAAAUUACUUGGAGCAUCAUGAAAUCCUUUGUUUUAUUGGGAUUAUUUGCUGUUGCCUUCGGUUUUGCUGCUGGGGCAGAUUAUGAAGAGGCAAUUGAAGAAAUAAACCAGGCUUUCCCGGGAAUUAUUGCAGGUCCCCCGGAAUUAAUAAAGGUUGUUUUUGAUAAUGGCGCAUUUUUGGAUCUGGGCAAGAAUAUCACACCAACGGAAACCAAAAACCAGCCCGUUGUUGUAGAUUGGAAUGCUGACAAGGAUACUUACUACACCCUGAUGGUAGUUGACCCAGAUGGACCAUCGCGAAAGGAUCCUUAUUUAAGAAACAUCCUCACUUGGUUGGUUGGAAAUAUACCUGGCAAGAACAUUACUGCAGGAGAUUGUAUAGUUGAAUACGUUAGUGCUGCUCCUCCAAAAAAUAUGGGAAUGAAUCGAUAUUUUUACUUUAUUUUCCCGCAACCGAAAAAACUCGAAUUCAAUGAAACGCGAAUUGAUAACUACACUGAAAACGGACGUACUAAUUUCUCGGUUAUAAAAUUCAUGGAGAAAUACAACUUGGGGAAGCUGGCUUUUGUAAAUUUCCACACAUCUUACUUUGAUCAACAGACAACAGAUCUUUAUAACCAGCUUAACUGUUGUGAAGAACUUAUGUAAUUUUUGAGGACAUUCUAAGUUAAAUUCAUAAAAAAGUUAGAUCUCCUUAAUAAAAUAUCUUGUGCUUAUGAAAA